Messenger RNA from Exophiala aquamarina CBS 119918, 4023 nucleotides. RefSeq lists its product as uncharacterized. Gene Ontology annotation, biological process: carbohydrate metabolic process. Gene Ontology annotation, molecular function: UDP-glycosyltransferase activity; hexosyltransferase activity. The transcript has a single exon. The record is from RefSeq and is a predicted model, not a curated record. The coding region runs from base 1 to 4023 and encodes 1340 amino acids. Lineage: Eukaryota; Fungi; Ascomycota; Eurotiomycetes; Chaetothyriales; Herpotrichiellaceae.
AUGUCCUCUCAGUCACCAACCGCAGACCAGUCCGCAGCAAUCCCUGCGAUCCUUCUACAAGAGGCCGCCGCCGCCGCCGCCGCGAACCAAGAGGAGGACGGCGCAGAUAAGGAGAAGAAUGCGAUUUCCUCGUCAGAAGGCCAUGUACGGCAUCACGGCGGGAUAUCUCCCCAUUUUGACGACGUUCCGCCCCCAGCAUUCAAUGGCGCAGAAUAUGGUCAACUAGACAUCAGCCAAAAUGGCCUGGACACUGGGGCUCAGAUUGCCAGCGAUGGAAGAGUCAAUAUAAAAAUCAACCAGCGCAACAGAAAGCUGUCAAACCUCCUGCUUCCCGCUCUGCGUCGUCAGAUGGAACUGGAAAGACACAAAGCAGAGCCAGAGAUUCCUGAGGGCCUGGGCGAAACCGAUGGACUCCCACCACCACCUAUGAACAUCGUCAUCCAAAUCGUGGGCAGCAGAGGCGAUGUUCAGCCUUUUGUUGCCCUCGGCCAGGUGUUGAAAGCAAAGUAUGGCCAUCGUAUCCGCAUAGCCACCCAUCCUACCUUCAAGCAGUUCGUCACCGAGAAUGGUCUGGAAUUUUUCAGUAUAGGAGGUGAUCCUGCCGAACUCAUGGCCUUCAUGGUCAAGAAUCCUGGCUUGAUGCCGGGUUUUGACUCCCUCAAGAGUGGUGAUGUUGGCAAGCGGAGAAAAGGCAUUUAUGAAAUCAUCUCUGGCUGCUGGCGCUCCUGCAUUGAAGCCGGUGAUGGUACUGGCGUGCAAGUUUCCGAUGACAGCAUGGAUGCCCGCAGUUUCGACAGUGCCGUAUCCUUCGAUGUCGAUCCAGCAUUGAAGCCUUUCGUGGCCGACGCUAUUAUUGCAAAUCCCCCAAGUUUCGCCCAUGUACACAUCGCCGAGAAACUGGGCAUCCCGCUGCAUCUCAUGUUCACAAUGCCAUGGUCGCCAACACAAUCUUUUCCGCACCCUCUCGCCAACAUCAUAUCUUCCAAUACCGAUCCCAAUAUGGCCAACUUCGUCACCUAUGCUCUUGUCGAUAUGCUGACUUGGCAAGGUCUUGGUGAUGUAAUAAACAGAUUUAGGGAGCGGAGCCUAGGCCUCGAGCCUAUCAGCAUUAUGUGGGCUCCUGGGAUGGCCAGUCGACUACGCAUCCCCUGGACUUAUUGUUGGUCUCCUGCUCUAAUUCCAAAGCCAGCUGAUUGGGGUCACUAUAUCGAUAUAUCUGGCUUCUACUUUCUCAAUCUGUCGUCAAAUUACACUCCACCAAAGGAGCUGGCUGACUACCUAGCUGCAGGCCCUCCCCCGGUAUAUAUCGGUUUUGGCUCUAUUGUCGUUGACGACCCAAAUGCCAUGACUAAAAUGAUCUUUGAAGCUGUAAAGAAGACCGGCCAACGAGCCCUAGUCUCAAAAGGCUGGGGAGGUCUCGGCGCUGACGAGUUAGGUAUUCCUGAAGGAGUCUACAUGCUUGGCAACUGCCCUCACGACUGGCUUUUCCAGCAUGUCUCUUGCGUUGUUCAUCACGGUGGUGCAGGCACCACCGCAGCGGGGAUUCUGGCCGGCCGUCCCACCGUUGUCGUUCCCUUCUUUGGUGAUCAACCGUUUUGGGGCUCUAUGACAGCUAGAGCCGGAGCAGGACCUAUGCCUGUCGCUUACAAGAAUUUGACAGCUGACAAGCUUGCAGAAUCUAUCAAGGAAGCUUUAAAACCCGAAUCACUCGAGCGGGCCAAGGAGUUGAGCCAGAAGAUCAAAGCUGAAGAUGGUACAGAUGCAGGGGCAAAAUCAUUCCACAAGCAGCUACGCCUCUCAGAUCUGAGAUGCUCUUUGUUGCCCUCACGUGUUGCUGUCUGGCGUGUUAAAAGAACAGAUAUCCGCCUUUCAACACUCGCUGCAACCGUACUUGGAAGUGAGGGUCUUCUCGACUUUUCUGACCUGAAACUUUAUCGGCCUCGAGAAUACGAAACUGAGGAUGGUCCUUGGGAACCAAUUUCAGGUGGGGCUGCUGCUCUUAUUGGCACGAUUGGUAACCUCUCGAUGGGGAUUGCCGACUUUCCCGUAGAGAUCCUGAAAUCAUUGAAAAGUGCGAGUGGUGAGCUUAAAGAUAUUCACGAGAAGAGACGAUCGACUAGUGGCAGUCCCAGUCCUGUGUCAACAUCACAACACGGCUCCGCUCAAGACUUAAGCAGGGGGCUAGUGACUUCACCUAUAUCAGAGACGCCUCCCACUUCACCCGAAGGCCGAGACGAUGUCUCUAACAGAAUGUCUGCAAUGUCGAUGGUCAUGUCGUCAGAUGGUUCAUCCCGGCAGCAUUCUCAUCGCCGCCACUCGAGGCAUGGCUCUCGAUCAGGAUCGCGAUCAGGAACUCCAAGGGAACAAUCGCCGUGUCCAAUUGAUGAAGUAAGCCAGGUGACGUUGGAAACUGCGAUCAGUGGGGCGAAAGCUGCCGGACGGAUUGUUUCAGCCGGCGUCAAAUCUCCCAUGGACUUUACGUUAUCAUUGGCAAAGGGCUUUCACAAUGCACCCAAACUGUAUGGAGACCAAACCGUUCGCAAGAGUGAGAAAAUUGUCGAUCUCCAGUCUGGCUUGAAAGCAGCCGGCAAAGAGUUCGGCUACGGAUUUUAUGAUGGUAUAACAGGCCUCAUCACUCAGCCUCUGGCCGGUGCAAGGAAGGAAGGCGCUGCUGGCUUCAUCAAAGGAGCUGCAAGAGGCUUUGGUGGUUUGAUCCUCAAGCCUGGUGCGGGCAUCUGGGGUCUUCCGGGAUACACCGCCAAAGGUAUAUAUGCGGAAAUAUCGAAGCACUUCGGCAGCUCCGUUCAGAACUACAUCAUUGCAGCACGUACGGCACAAGGAUUCGAGGAUUGGAAAUCCAGCACACCAGAGGAAAGAACACAAAUAGUCGAAGCUUGGAAAUCCACCAAACUGGAAACAAAGAAGGGAGGCAAGCUUUAUGGAAACGAGCGCAAAGAGGCCAUUGAGAGUCAUAUUCUCACUAAAUCUCACAGUAAUUCUGUGGAACUCAUUCACGGUUUUAAGAACACCAGGCACCUUAGCUGGGACGAGCGAAAAGCUCUGUCCGAUCGUAAGGCGCAGCUCAAGAAAGAGGAGAAAGAACUUCUACGCAGGGAAAGGAAAAUCAGAAAUGCGGAGAAGCAUAAAGGCAAAGUCAAGAGUAGAUGCAAGUUCUGCCCCUUCGACCAUGAGAGCGGUCAUCAUCUUAAGCACACUAGCUCUUCUUCGACUUUGGGGAACUCCCAUUCGCGAGACAGUCUAGACGACUAUGAACAUGCCAUUAACACUUCAAUCAAUGCUACAAGCAAGGGCAACCCUGAGGAGGACGCUGUCAUCGAGCGGGCACUCCGGGCUAGUCUUCGAGAAUUGAAGAAUGCAGGCCAGCAAGGAGAGGAGCAUUCGGACGAAGUUUAUCAAUCAGCCAUAAAGGCCAGCAUGCAGGAAUACAAGAAGGCACAUGCAGAAAAAGGGCAAGAGACUGGAGUAGUCUCCGUUGCACCAGAAGUUCACGAACACGAUGAGGAACUAGAGCGUGUCUUGACUCAAAGCCUUGAGGACUAUAAGAAAAAGACUGGCGGCCAGCCGCCAAAACUCCCUCCUCGCAACGAGACUCAUUGGGAGGAUGACAGCGACUCUGGAGUCGAUACCGACUUUGAUGUGGAAUUCGAGCGCGCAGUUGAGGAAAGCAAGCAGCUUCACACCCAGAACGAACAGAAGAAGAAGGACCUUGCCCAACGAGAAGCCGCUCUGCUCAGCGAUGGCAAUGCCAACGGGAAUGCAGUACCUGCUCCACCCACGAACGCCACUUUUCAAGAUGCAAAACACGACGCGGAGCUCCAACGAGCCCUUACCGCGUCUUCGGAAGAGGAGCACCGUCGCCUCGGUGCCCUCUCCAAGCAGAAGACCGAGGAAGAAAUUGUGCUCGAGUAUGUCAAAAAGCAAAGUCUCCUGGAGGAGGAGUUGAGGCAGAAGAAGGACGAGGCGGCGGCAGCGGCGAAGGACGCUCCUUCUGCAACAGUUUGA